Molecule: messenger RNA, 7602 nt
Organism: Lytechinus variegatus (green sea urchin)
Lineage: Eukaryota; Metazoa; Echinodermata; Echinoidea; Temnopleuroida; Toxopneustidae
Product: F-box/WD repeat-containing protein 7-like
Exons: 11
Coding region: 102-2447 (781 amino acids)
Biological process (GO): ubiquitin recycling; proteasome-mediated ubiquitin-dependent protein catabolic process
Cellular component (GO): nucleus; cytoplasm
Molecular function (GO): ubiquitin binding
Source: RefSeq, a predicted model, not a curated record
ACAGUACAGUCUGAGUUUUACUUCUGCAAAUUUCUACAUUACAUGCAUCUAGCUAGUGUGGGCGCAAAUGAGUCACUAACUAAUUCCAAACCAACCCUACUAUGGAUGGCCGUGAUAACUCAAAUGUCGGUUCUAGUGACUCUGAGGGAAUUCCUGCCAGGCCUCCUCCAAAGAGAGCAAAGUCAAAAUCCAGAGUAUGGGACAGAGUGGCUCGCCUUGCUAGAAGAACCAGAAGCUCAAGAGAAGGAGACAGUGACUUUGCUUCAACCGGAGAAGAUGCAGGGGAGGCUGACCUUCCAUCAGAGCAAAUGGACUUGAGUGAUGGCCCUUCUACUAGUUCCUAUCAUGCAACAAAUGUAAGAAAACAGCAGCUCUCAGAUUGUAGUUCCUCAAGUGAAGGUGACCUAGCAACAUGUGGCAAUGCAGUCAGGUUGCCAAAGCACAAUUGUUACAAUCCACCAGAUAACAGUGAAGUAAUUUAUCAGCACUGUGUUCGUCCAAGUGCUGUCAAGGCGAUGUUCAGACCUGCAGAACUAAAGCUUCACAGUGAUCAUGUUCAAUUGAGAAAGAAGCGAAAUCCAAGCAGUACCAUUUCUUGCAGACAUUCAGAUUGUGCUCUUGAAGUACAAAAGCAUCGCAAUGACUGCUGCCAUUGUCCAUCUUGCUGCUGCUGUCGCCGUGGGAAUUUAGGUACUUGUUCUGGCAGCUGGCCUAGGAAUAGGUCUUGUCCUUUGCGUAUGAGUUUGAGGAUGCCCAUUCAGCCAUCUAAGGCUGUCCAGUCUCCGUCCUCAUCUCCCCGUAACAAGAAUCUGUGGAAGCGUAAUUCAGUACAAGGUCCUCUCAUGACGAAAUCAGUAUCCCUCCAGAGUGAGCGUCCAGGCAGUGCAAUGUAUGACAUGAGGAUAGCUAACAUGGAGUGUGGGGAGGAAGAGAAAGCUGCAUUGAGAGCCAAUCGAUCCCUGGACAUGUUGCACAGUGCUGUCAUGCAUGAUGUCAAGGGCUUGUCAAGAAGCAUUCCAUUGUUUUGUGAUCAGGAUAGAACAAUUGAUGAACAAAAUGGUAAUGAGCAGAAAAUUAAAGAGAAACCAGUUGAUCAGUGGAAAGAUAAAGUUUCAGGUCCUGUAUUCAAGGAGAGACUAGAGUCCAUCCUUGGUUGGUUCCGGGAGUUCAAUGACCAGCAGAAAAAUAUGAUAAUGAAGAGGCUUGUGGAGGAGUGUGAUUUGCCUCAGAUGCACAUGUUAUCUGUUACUAUGGAACCUAUUCUACAUCAACACUGCCCUCAUAACUGCCAAGAUUUAUUGUCAUGGUUACCGAAUCAGCUCUCAACAAAGAUCCUGAGUUACCUUGAUCCAGUGAGCUUAUGUCGGUGUGCUGGAGUAAAUCGGGCCUGGAAAGCUCUCGCUGAGGAGUCCUAUCUGUGGAGUAAUCUUUGUCUUCAACAAAAAUGGCGUUUAUCUCAAGUAGAAGAACAUAAGCAGAUGAUAAACCAUAUGGGAUCCAGUAUACAGUGGAAACAAGUAUUUGCUGAGCGCUACAGGCUACGUAGAAACUGGUUGAAAGGCUACUGUACUGUAAGAACCUUUGAAGGUCAUACUCAGGGAAUCUCCUGUGUCCAGUUUGAUGAUACAAGGAUAGUGAGUGGUUCCUCAGACAAGACAAUUAAGGUUUGGAAUAUCCGAACAAACUCUCCUUGGUCCGUCCAGACCCUUGUUGGUCACUCAGGAACCGUCCGAUGUCUCCAUCUAGAAGGAAAUCGUCUUGUUAGUGGUUCUACAGAUACCACUAUAAAGGUCUGGGAUUUGUCAAUGCAGAGUAGUUGGUCAAGCAUUGCAUGUAGAGUGACCAUGACUGGACAUCAUGACAUGGUCAGAUGUCUUCAGGUAGAUGAUGAUAAGGUGGUCAGUGGUUCAUAUGAUCGGACACUCAAGGUCUGGGAUAUUCGUACUGGUCAGUGUAGAUUGACCCUUAGUGGUCAUCUAGGUGCUGUGAUCUGUCUUCAGUUUGAUGACUUUAAGAUAAUAUCAGGGUCUGCUGACAAGACUAUCAAGAUAUGGAGUUUAUCAAGUGGACUUUGCAUGCGUACAUUGAUGGGUCAUCAGAACUCGGUUACAUGUCUUCAGUUUGAUGCUAGUAAGAUCAUCAGUGGUUCAUUGGAUAGUAACCUCAAGUUUUGGGAUCUAAAGACUGGAGAAUGCAUCAGUACAAUAGACUGGGUCAAUGCAGAGGGUCAUACUGGAGUAGUCAGGUGUCUUCAAGCAGAUAGCUGGAGGGUUGUGAGUGCAGCGGAUGAUCGAACACUCAAGGUUUGGAACAUUGAUACAAGGGAAAGGAUUGUCACACUUCGUCACCAUAGUGAUGGAGUCACAUGUCUACAGUUCAACAACAGUAAAAUAGUGUCGGGAUCAUACGACAAGACUGUAAAGCUUUGGGAUUUCAGUGCUGUGUGACUGCUGCCUAUCCAAACUUCUACUCAUUACUCUUCCCUACCUUCUCAUUCAUUUACUUGUAUGAAUGUUAGACUGUGUUAGUACUGUGUAUGAGACAUAAUGCAUCACAUAUAUAACAGUAUGAAUUCAUUAUCGAUUUAAUACUUGAUUUUGAAUUAAAUAAUAGAUGUCACAUAGAAUUUAACUCUUCAGAGUUAAUAGACUUUUAAAGCAAGAGUUUCUAUUCCUUUUUCAAAGUUACAAUUUCCAUUCUGAUUGGGGCGAAAAUUGGCUUGAAUAUAAUGCAAGGAUAUACUAUUUCUGAUUGGCGAUCGGUUUAAGUGCUCAUAGAAUGGUCCUGGUUAUAAAGUCUCUUUAAAAACUCCUAAAAAGUUUUUUUAAUGCAACAGGUACUUAAUUUUUUAUGCAACUAAUAGGAAAUGAUUUUGAAGGUAUGGAUUAAGAAUGGAAUGGAAAUAUUAUCUUAAGUUAGUGAGGCAAAAUUACAGUAUGAAACCUCUGUAAUCAUCCAUUUGUAGAAUUAUUGAUACAUUAGGAUGAAUUUCUGGCAAUAAAUAUGCAAAAUCUGUUGUACAAGACAUGCAGAUUUUCAACAUGUCAAGUUAUGAUUCAUAUUCAUGAUGGCAGUUUAGCAGCGGAUAGGAUGAGGGGUGUGAAAGAAGGUGGUUGUUUCCUGGAAGACAUUCAUAUAUUCAUCUACUCUGCCACUGUUAUAAGUAUUAUUAAGAAAUUCAAAUUAUUCUACCCCACAAUGCAAUAGCUCUGAUCCUGCCUGUGGAAGAUAGUAAAAGUGAAUUCUACAAAAAUGUUGGUUUAGGUUUGUUAACACCAUCAAAUAAUUUAAAAUACAACUCGUAGGUAAUAUCCCAUUGCACUCUGUAUUUAUGCCUCUUGUAGAAUGCGACAGCAAUUAUAGUGCAAAUGAGUAGCCAAAUAAAAUCAGAGUAUUUAUUAUUAUUUUAUAGAUAUUUGACAUUUAUAUUUCCCCAAAAGAAUAUGGGAUAUUGUUUAGCAGACAUGCAUAGUGGCUGAAUACAACUGAAAUAUAUAACCAAGCUGAAGUUACAUGCAUACGGUUUGUUUUAUUAUCUCACCCAUUUUCUGUGUGAUGAAUAUCAGAAAUGGCAUAUUUUCAAAAGAAAAUGGCCAUUGCACUCUGAAUUGUUGGAUUUUGCAUAUUUUAUUUUUGUGUAAUUAUUGUGUGAAGCAGUCCAUUAUUCUUCAAAAACGCAAAACAAAUCAAUAAAAUGAAAAUUUAUGACAUUAUUUGAUCUGAUGAAAUUGAUUAUUAAUUCACAAGAUGCUUGACAGAAACAACUUAUUUGCUUUAUUCUAAAUUGAUUUGAGUUCAACAUCAACUCUAACUCUAUCUAACCAUGUGGCUAUUUUCAUAAAUAUCUGUAAUCAUAUGCAAUUUUAUGUUUAGCUCAUGAGAACAUGAGAAACAUGUAUUCAUAUUUGUGUUUGAUUUAUUUGUACCCAAAUUUUUUUUCCUUAUUAUUGGGCGAAAGACUGCAAGUAAGUAAAACUUCCUGAAGGACCUGUUUUAUUUCAUGUUAUAUCAAAUUAUACAAAUGGUUAGAAGAAUCAAAUUUAUUCUGAGAGGAUAGGUAAGUCUCGAGCAGAUUCUUGAUUUGAUUUCAAAAUGCAAUUAAUAGUUAAGCAUUUAGCAGAAAUAUAUGUGUGGUGAAAAUCUUCCCCUAAAAUGUCAUAUUUAAUUAUAUCUAAAAAGAGAUCAUUUUGACAUUUCACAGUUAUAGGAGCUCUGAUAUGUUUUUAAUAGCUUAUAUGACAUUUGAUGAUUUUAUGCUGGCACUGGUAUUCUGUGAAUGUGCUGCAUGGAGAACAGUUUUAAAACACUUAUUGUUAUGAUACAUACACUUUGAUUGGACUAAUUGUUUUCUAUAAACUCCAUCCCUUUAUCAGACUUACUCUUUACGAGUGGGUGAAUUAAAAGUUUUGAGCCUAACAUAAAAAGAAUUGAGAUAGGAAGAACAAAUUUGGGCCAUAUAAUAUUAUUUUACAGAUUCCUAAAUUUCUUUGUCAGGUGUCUCAUGAUAAAUGGACGAACCUGAGUAUCAAGCUGUCAUUAAAGUUUCUACAGCUGAAAGGCAUGACCCUAGCUGAGACUUGGCACUCUUUGAUGGUAAUCCAUCCAAUUUCUUGAGAUUUGGGUUAAUCAUUAUCAGUCUGAGACCAAGGAGCAGUCAAAACGGUGAAAACAUCCCAUGUCAUCAACCUCAUAGAAGGCCAACUCAAGUUUGUCUUUUUUUCAUUAGAUAUUAUGAUAAAGGAAUCUGUAAAAUCAGACUCUAUAUAGCUAUGACCAAGAAAUAAGGUGGGUGGGAUUAAGAAAUAUGAAAGAUUUUUAUGAACCAAAUUUGAUCUUCAUAUCUUAAACCUUUUGAUGUUAGGCUCAAAACCUUUCAGUUUCCCCUUGUACGAUAUGUUCACAUAUUUUACUUACUUGUACUAGAUAUGCUUUGUCUGUCUAAACUUUUAAUGAAAUUUGAUUUAACAACAGAAUUCUGUAAUUAACAUAGACUUUGUACAGGGAUCACAUGGCUUCAAUAGCCGUGAAUAGGUCACAGGGUUAAAGGAAACAAGUUGUCAUAUAUGAUAUCACAAUAAUAACAGAAAAUAGCUUAAUCAUAUUUUCACAAUAAUAUACAUCACUUGAAAAGGUUGUUCUGAUGAAAACUAUUAUCUUGUUAGACUUAAACUUUGUACUCAUUGUCUGUGUUUAUAGGGGUAAACAGGAUGUCAAUUACAUUGUCACUGCGAUUUCUUGCUGUUUAGAUACAAUUGAGAGUUUGUGGAAUGUCCAGCUAUGGUUUCUUAAUGUUUAGUCAUAAGUACCAGUUAACAGUUUUUACUAUUCAUAUAUAUUAACUGCUCAUUUGAUCACCUUGCCUCCAUUAGGGAUAUAGUUCUUAUGAAAUACCUAUAACUUAUCUUUAUUUCUCUGUGGACUUUGUGUCAUUAUUUGUUUUUUCUUAAUUUUUUUGUACAGACCAAUCAUCAAGAAAUUAUUUGCUUUAUACAUCCAUGUAUGUAAUUUUCAUUUCUACUCUCAAUUGUUAAAUUGUGUGUAUUUAUACAUGUACACAGUAAGGAGAGUAUGAAGUGAUCAUUCAUUCUUGACAAGCAAUUGAUAUAUUUUUAGUUUCAUUUUUUAUUAGUAUUUUUUUUGGCAAUUCAUGACAUUUAUUGAUGCUGAGUCCCCUCAAGAGGGAGUGUAGGUAUUUUUGAGUGACAACAUUCCAACUCUUGGCAGCUUGACAGUGGAGUUUGUGAAGUGGCUCCCCCCUCCCAAUUUUUUUUUGUGAGUUUAAAUUGCCCACCGUGUUUAUGAGCAAUUGUAGAUAGUACUAUAAACUAUGUCUCCCAUAAAGAGAGCUGGUUCAUCUUAUGUGAUGGAUGUGCUGGUAAAAACGAGUAAAUCUUGCCUUUUAAACCCAGUUCAAUGACGUUAUACAGUCAUUGAAAAAUUAUGAAAGGAUACUUUAUGCCCUUACCUGAUAACAAUGGUUUGUUUUCUUGAAUUAGCCUUCUGGAUUCUUGUGAUACGAAUGUAUUAUUUAAAACAUCUUCUAUGGAAGAAUUUAAGGGAAUAUUGCUUUAUGGAAUCUGCAGUAGUGAUUUCGUAGCAUUUGCAUACCCAGUAAAGUUUGAAAAAUUCUCAUGAAAUAUGAUGUAUGUAUACAUUUGCAGCUUUUGUUUCCCUACUCUAAAUUUGUAUUAUGUUUUGCAGGCAAGUUGCUACCUACCUUAAGGUCAAUUCAAUGAAAUUUAAUAUGCAUUGUGUGAUAUUUGUGUGCUACAUGUAAUAGAAAUGAUAAUGUAUGAUAGAUCUGUGUGUAUUAAUAUGUCAACAUUUGUCUGUGUGUUGACCAGGAUGUGUGAAGAAUAGUUGGAUGGUUCUUAUUAAUUGAAUGAAAGUAGAUGUCAAUUGUCAUGAAUAUUGUCCUUGUAUGCAAUUUUUUUUCUGUAUGUCAAACCCCUUAAAGCUUUGUUCAGUUAUAGUUCAUAAAAUUGCUAUUGAUUUUUUUUAUUAUUUUAAUUGAAAUAUAUGCUCACAAUUCUUGCAAUUUCUCAUUUCAGCUUAUGUGAGUAAAUGUGGCAUCCUUGUUUUCUACAUCAAAAGGAUUUGGGAAUUUUGCAGGGAUCAGAACUAAUCUGAUUUAAUUUGUUUUUCUCGUUUGUUAUUUCAUAAGGUGUAGAUGACUGAUUAAGUAACAAUGAAUAUCGAGGUUGAGAAAUAUGAGACAUUAUUAGAAUAUUUAUCACUUGAUGCUUCAAUGAACCUCACCAUAAGGACAUAUAAUAUAAGCCCACAGUACAGGUUUUAAGAUUAUAGUAUAUUAUAUUAGAUAAACUUGAAUUUGUGUCCAUUCUGCUCAGAUUUCUAUAAAGGUUCCAAAUCCCCUUGCUUAAGGUCAUGUUUUGUCAUAUCUGAAAAAGCCUAUCAUUUUGAAUAGUUUCAGGAUAAAUUUAUUGAAAAACUAGUAUGUUAUGGUAAUAUGAUUAUUGCUGUUGCAUAAAUGUGUCCUCUUCUCCCCCUGCCAGUUGAGGAAUUAUGUAUGUUAUUAUUUCAAGCUAUAAAGUGUAGUUUGUUUUGUCUGAUCAACUUUAAUACUAUUUCCUAUUCAAGGAAAUUAUGUUGGUAUUGUUUUAUUUUUUUCCCAAAAUUAGAAAGGAAAAAAUUAUGCAGUAUUUCUCAUUUCCUUCAUUGAGAUUUUUUAAAGUAUAUACAUAUGAAAACCCAAUUCAGAGUCCAGGUUAUCUACGUGUGAUGUCAUGAAGACAAAAAAAUAUUUACAUCUUUAUAUACAGUAUAUGCAAUUUAUUAUAUUUGCAUAGAUUAUUACAAAACAAUGUGCAUUAUGCCAUACAGUCAACCUUGCAGAGAUCACAAACUAGUGGGAAUUAUAAAAUGGAUUCACUCACUAUCAUCUAUCAUUAUCAUCAUCAUCCAAUAAAAAGAUGUUCAUUACUACAGAUGUAAGAUGAAUAACAAGAUGAGGCAGAAUGGGAUGUGGAUCAGCGUAGAUUAGGAACUUCUCUGUUGCCUAUAUGCAUAUAAACCCUCAUAUAAAAAUUCACAAGAGCAGCAACAUUCUAGAAAUUUGAAUUGUCAUUUACAAAUACAAAG